AUGUCGGACGAACAUGCAAGGAAAGUGGGCGUGGAGACCGUUGCGGCGGUCUUCAUGCCCCUGGCGACCAUCGCGGUCAUGCUGCGCUGCUACGUCCGCGCCCGGGUUGUGAGAGCCUUUGGCAUCGACGAUGGGGCGAUGGUAUUUGCAGCGGUGUUCUUUAUAAUGUUCUGUGCUUGUGUGAUCGGAGGUACUCGAAAUGGUACUGGGUACAAAUUUGAAAACCUUACACCGGAUCAUCGCGCGAUAGCCAUGAAUUAUUGGUGGCUUUGCGAAGUUGCUUAUUGCUUUGCUUCGAUUGGAUGCAAGAUUUCAGUGUGCAUUUUCCUGAUGCGAAUCACUGUCAAGCGGGUCCAUAUUUGGAUUCUUUACAUUGUGAUGGUUCUCACUGUUCUUGCGGGGUUGGUUUUCUUCUUCCUCAUGCUUCUUCAGUGCAAGCCGGUGUCCUACUUCUGGAAUCGAACAAGAGAAGAUCCCUCUAUUGAGGGCUACUGCAUCGAUAUCCACAUCAUCGUUAUUAUGACAUACAUUUACAGUGUGUUCUCCGCACUUUGCGAUUUCACCGUUGGAAUCCUUCCGAUCUUCCUAGUGAAAGACCUGCACAUGAAGAAGAACGCCAAGGUGGCCGUGAUCGGAAUUCUAAGCAUGGCUUGCAUUGCCUCAUCAGCAGUUAUCGUCCGUUUCCCCUUCGUUCGGACAUUCGAGGACCCUGACUUCCUUUACGCUACCUAUCAAAUCGCCAUCUGGUCUAUCACCGAAGCCGGCCUCGGAAUCACAGCAGGUAGUCUAGCAACCCUCCGUCCCUUGCUCCGCCACUGGCUCGGCUCUCGUGCCGAUAACUACCCUUCAUCCGGAUUCCCUCGUGCAUCAGAUGGCCGACGCGUCGGUGGCAGUGGACAGAGGGCGGUACCGCUGGGAUCGAUGGACACCGCCAACAGAAGCGGACUGCGACCCGAUAAACUGGCGGUGAUGGUGACAAAUAUUGAGAGCCAAGGGGGCAUUGGAAGCCCCUGGACGAGAACGUCCAGCCAAAACAGCAGUGAAGAGGGAUUGACUAUUGAGCACUCGCCUCGUCUUCCCGCGGGACAAAAGAUAGAAGUCGGUGUUCACCAAACGUUUGAGGUUACACAUGGUGAUUUCCCUGAGGGAUCUCACAGAGAUGCCAGUGUGAAAGAACAUGUAUAA
This is a messenger RNA of Penicillium pulvis, 1185 nucleotides long. RefSeq lists its product as uncharacterized. NCBI's taxonomy places the organism in Eukaryota, Fungi, Ascomycota, Eurotiomycetes, Eurotiales, Aspergillaceae. Bases 1 to 1185 code for a protein of 394 amino acids. The record is from RefSeq and is a predicted model, not a curated record. The transcript is spliced from 4 exons.